Messenger RNA from Phytophthora megakarya, 1380 nucleotides. Lineage: Eukaryota; Oomycota; Peronosporomycetes; Peronosporales; Peronosporaceae. The record is from the annotation of a GenBank genome assembly.
AUGAUUCCAGAAUUUCUGUUCGAACCCUCCAUUCCACUCUACGGGAUGAAAUAUCGUACGUGGAUUCCCAAGACGUCAGUGUGGCUCAAGGAAUUUGCUGAGCUUGAUGCUCGUGAGCCAUGGCGCAACUAUUGGUUGGAUUGUCCGGCGAAGCAUCCCUACAACACGACUUUCUACCCGUGCAACCCUGAUCGUCCACUUUUCGUUUCUGUUGAUCAUUCUUUGGCUUCCGUCGGCCCACUUAUUGUCCGUGAUCCAGCUCUCACUAAUGCGGAAAUUGUCGGCGGCUGGGAGCAAACCUUCCAAGGUUCACAUCCCGUUGUGAAGGCGUUGGUUGCAUAUGACCCUGUUCCCGAAGCCUUGGUCGAACCUGCGGAUCCUCCCGACGGCGAGGAUCCAGUGCCGACUUCUCGUGAAGAGGACGAUGAGGUCUCCGAAGAAGAAGAGUCGGAGCAAGAGGAAAUUAAGGAACCUCCUCCUGUGAUUGAGGACGAAGACGAAGAUUCGUCAACCCAGAUCAUUGCUUCUGCCGACUACAUCUCCAAGCGAGUCAUCCAGGACCAGUCAUCAUUGGAGGUCACGGACCCCGGAGAACGCAAGUUGCUCCAAGGCCUGAACCGGAUCCACGGGCAACUGAUGAAGGACCCGAGCCCCCGGGAACAGUCGCUGGUGUCCAAGCAAAGUAAGGCUACAGAGGAAUCGGUCCCGGAACCAACGAGUCGAGGUCCGAAGGCCGGGAAGACGAACCGACAGCCGCCCUCCCCCCGAAAUCCCGAUCGCCAGGACUCUGAGGAAGACCUUGAGGACGUUCACAGAGAACGGUGGAGGAGAAUUUGCUCUCACCAGGCACACGACCCGGGGCUAAUUCCCUUGGUAAGAUUCCUCCGAGGCGAAACCGAGCAGUUGACCCUGAGGCAGGCGACACACUUGGCCAAGAUAGCGGACCAAUUUGUGUUGGACUUGGACUCCCGGGUCGCCUUGUUUUACGUAAGCCGGAACACCACGGAGCGUCUCCGAGACGCCGCAGACCGUCUUCGCCUGGUAGUUCCCCAGGACCUCCAGGGGGACAUUUUGCACCACUGCCACGCGGACUUCCAAGGCGCUCAUCAGGGGAUCAUCUGGACCUACGAGAGACGCGCAAGGAGUUCUACUGGAUCGGCAUGGGACACCGAGCAAUACGUCAAAGAGUGCGUUGGCUGUGUCACGGCUAAGGGACUACCCCGGAACCCGGGCCCGUCGCCCGGUAUCCUGUUGGAUACGCGACCGUUCCAGUGCGUGUUCUCGGGGUUCAUCAUGUGCAAGGCCAUGGCGAGCACUGAAGCCUACGAAGAGUGCGUGUUCCGGAGGUUCGGAGCCAGUGAGAUGAUCCGUCACGACUGA